AAGGCAUAACCAGACGCAAAAGCAUACCCAUGAAACUGUAGCCUAGGCUUCAAGGCUUGCAACGCAGCACAGGCUUUGAUUGCACUCGGGAGAAGGAACCCAUCAAGGGCAAGACCCUUAUGACCCAUGAGGGAGAAGAGGCAGAGAACGACAUCGUAUUCGUGGGACCUGACAAAGGCAUUGAGGAUAGUGGUGAAGGAAGGAAGGGUUGGAUUGGAGAAGAAAUGGAGUACGAGGUUUGUGACUUGUGAAAAGUAGAGAUUGUUAGCGUAGUGAGAGAGAAGCCUUGUGGCGAUGUAGGUGUCGUCGUAGAGUUCCAGUUUGAGAAUGUGUGCGUGGGAUUGACGGGCGUGGGAGAAGGUAAUGGUGCUGGAACUCAGGCAUUGCGAGAUUAUGUUGUAGAUUCCGUUGAACAUAGAGGGCUUAAAAAAAUCUCUUUGUUGGGGUUGUGUUUGACUGUUCUUGUUAGUGUUGCGAUGUGUGGAAGGGAGGAAGACAAAGUGGGAUUGGGGUUUUCGGUGCAGACAUGAUUGAAGGUUUAUUGUCACUAUUGCAUAGCUUGUUUAGCAUACUUUGCUAUAAGAUGCGAUGAGGUUAGAGAGACAGCUGCAAAGAGCAUCGCCUACCACGACGGAUCAGAGGAUCAAAGCAUCACAAGUUGCUCUUCUGUAUGAUUUCCUAAAAUGGUAAGAGAAUGAAUUAGUUUUUCCAAUAAUGAUUACUCUUGAAUUAAAUUUCUUUCAUAAUUCUUACAGAAGAGCAACUUGUGAAGCUUUGAUCCUCCGAUUCGUCGUGGUAGGCAAUGCUCUUUGCAGCUGUCUCUCUAACCUCAUCGCAUCUUAUAGCAGAGUAUGCCAAAUAAUCUAUCCAAUAGCAAUAAUAAACCUUCAUUCAUGUCCGCACCGAAAACCGCAAUCGCACUUUGUCUUCCUCCUUCCCACCCAUCGCAACAUUAACAACAACAGUCAAACACAACCCGAACAAAGAAAUUUUUUUAUGCCCUCAAUCUACAACAUAAUCUCCCAAUGCCUGAGUUCCAGCACCAUUACACUUUCCCACGCGCGUCAAUCUCACGUGCACAUUCUCAAGCUCGGCCUCUACGGCGACACCUACAUCGCCACAAAGCUUCUCUCUCACGACGCCAACAAUCUCUAUUUUUUACAAGUCACAAACCUCGUACUCCAUUUCUUCCCCAAUCCAACCCUCCCUUCCUUCACCACUAUCAUCAACGCCUUCGCCAGGUCCCACCAAUACGACGCCGCUCUCUAUCUCUUCUCCCUCAUGGGUCAUAAGGGUCUUGCCCCUGAUGGGUUCCUUCUCCUGACUACAAUCAAAGCAUGUGCUGCGUUGCAAGCCUUGAUCCCUGGGCUGCAGUUUCAUGGGUAUGAUUUUGUGUCUAGUUAUGCCUUGGAUUCAAUUUUGGCGUCUUCUCUGGUGCAUAUGUAUCUGAAGUGUGAUAGUAUUGGGGAUGCCCAUCGAUUGCUUGAUGAAAUGUCUGAGAGGCAUGUUGUCGUUUGGAGCGCAAUUAUCGUGGGUUACUCGCAACGUGGGAUGGUUGAGAGGGCCAAGGAGAUGUUUAGUGAGAUGAGGAUUGAGGGGGUGGAGCCCAAUUUGGUAUCGUGGAAUGGGAUGCUUGCUGGGUUCAGCAAUGCAGGGUGGCAUGUUGAGGCUGUGGAGUUGUUCAAGACAUCUAAGUGGGAAAUGUUUUGAAGUGACAAGGAAAAUCCGCAUCCUAGAAAAUGGCGUAAAUGAGAAAAUUGCAUGUGGGGAAUUAUCAGCUGAAAUGUUUGGGGAUAUCUUUUAUUGGCACAUUCCAAUACUAGCAAUGACAGCUGAUGUAACUCAGGCUUCAAAUGAAGAGUGCAAAAAGUGUGGGAUGGCACAGUAUCUAGCUAACCUCAUCUCAGUUGAAGGUUCUUUUUCUGCAUAUAGCAAGAAACUAGCUAGGACCAUAAGGUGGACAGUAGUAGAAUUGGAAAUUCAAUACAUCAGUUUCUGAAACUGUCUACCUACCAUAAGAUAGAUUAAGGGCAGUAUGAUUCUUCAUUUUCAGCAUUGUUUAUGCAUUUUUCCCAGCUCAAUACAUUUUUCCCAGUUCAAUAUAUUCACCUGUGGAAGUAACAUGCUCUUUUUUAA
This is a messenger RNA of Arachis ipaensis, 2136 nucleotides long. Lineage: Eukaryota; Viridiplantae; Streptophyta; Magnoliopsida; Fabales; Fabaceae. The record is from RefSeq and is a predicted model, not a curated record.